Messenger RNA from Trichoderma harzianum CBS 226.95, 750 nucleotides. RefSeq lists its product as hypothetical. The transcript has a single exon. Lineage: Eukaryota; Fungi; Ascomycota; Sordariomycetes; Hypocreales; Hypocreaceae. The coding region runs from base 1 to 750 and encodes 249 amino acids. The record is from RefSeq and is a predicted model, not a curated record.
AUGUCGAGUCCGAGCCUGCAAUUCUCAGAGAACACGCUUCGUAUCCAAAUACAGGGAUCCAUUGUCGACCGCGUACGGCAGGUCGGACAACCGCUGUCUGUGAAAAGCCGCCAACAUUCAGCGAUAAACGAGAGGCUUGUUUGGGAUGGCCUUAGAAUGGAAGCGAACAAUGGGUGGAACCUGGAUGACACUGCCGAAGACAUUCAUGCAGCUUUUGAAGUCUUUACCAGUUGGGUUGAUCUCGCGUCUUCUGCAAGAUCGCAGUCAAGUGGGAAGCAUGCUGAAAUUAGCCGGUACGCCCUGUGUGAGACGCUACUGGAGUAUCACAGCUCCGAAGAGACUGAACAAGAGAUUGUGAAUCUCAAGUCGUCAUUCUGGCCUUGGUUGGAAGCUAUCCAGGCCUAUGCAUCUACGACAAUGCAGCAAAAGCCCACACCUCCACGAUCGUCUACUGCACUCCAGUCAUUUUUUACGCUUACCAAGGGCGAAGGAUCGAGAUUUCAACUAAAGAUCAUGAACACCUGCCAAAGGAAGCGCUUUGUCACAACAGAGAAUAGAGAGAUUGGGCUUGUUCCAGAUAUAGUACAGGUGGGAGAUAUUGUUGCGCUCAUCUCUAGUUUACGCAUGCCAGUCAUUCUCCGACCGGUUGACCAGGGACGAUUUCUGUACGUGUGCCACGCAUAUAUCCAUGGCCUAAUGGGCGGCGAAAAAUGGGACAAGAGUGCGAAAGUUGGAAUAUGGUUAACAUGA